Messenger RNA from Aspergillus piperis CBS 112811, 1101 nucleotides. RefSeq lists its product as uncharacterized. NCBI's taxonomy places the organism in Eukaryota, Fungi, Ascomycota, Eurotiomycetes, Eurotiales, Aspergillaceae. The transcript is spliced from 2 exons. Bases 1 to 1101 code for a protein of 366 amino acids. The record is from RefSeq and is a predicted model, not a curated record.
AUGGUCAAACCCACCCGCCCCCCAGCCAACAACUUCGUAGCCACCGCCCGCAAGAUCUACAACCCGAUCGGCUUCGCCAAAGGUUACAACUUCAUCCUAUGGAUGAUAUCCGCUGGCGCACUACUCGGCUUCUCCCUCGCCCGACUCAUGUACCUCAACUUCGACGGCAUCUUCUGCCCAGCAGACCAAAACAAAGCCGAUGCCCUGCCCGGCGAAUGCUUCUACUACCAAGACACCCGCGGCCGCGUCGGCAUCCUCCUCCACCUCGGUGCCAUCCUCCCAGCCUGUCUCCUCGCCUUCCUCCAAUUCGUCCCCGUCAUCCGCCACAAAGUCAUCCUCUUCCACCGCAUCAACGGCUACCUGGUCAUCAUCGGCUCUUUCACCGGCAUGGCCGGCGUGCUAAUGAUAGCAGAACAUAGCUUCGGUGGCGGUGUGAGCAUACAAAUCGCCCUCGGCGUGGCACUCAUCAUCUUCCUUAGCUGCAUCUGCAUCGCUUAUUAUAAUAUCAAAAGACUGCAGAUCGAGCAGCACCGCGCGUGGAUGAUCCGCGCUUGGGUCUGCGGCGGCUUCAUCAUAACCAUGCGCAUCAUCGGCAUAACCACCAACAAAGUCCUCGUGGCCCUCGCCCCCAACCAAUACUUCGUCUCCUACUCCUGCUCUGAGAUCUCCUUCAUGCUGAACGGGAACCAAUCCGUCGUGCAAUCCCUCCAUCCGUCCUGCACGGGGACUAAUCCGAACCACCACGUUCUCGUCAAUGCUUUCAGCUCCAAUGGAACCGGGAAUGUGGACCAGGCUGCCGCAGGCCUCGACAUCAGUUUUAGUGCUGCGGCGUGGCUCGCGGUCGCUAUUCAUGUCUUUGCGGCUGAGCUGUAUCUCCAUCUUACUCCGGCCGAGUCAGCGAGGUUGAGGAGGGUGUCGUAUCAGAGACAGUUGGAGGCCGGGAUGAGGAGGCCUGGGAAUAUGGGGUUGACGGCGGAGAAGGUUGGUGAUGCGGAGCCGUUUUUGAUGGUUAAGGGGGAGGAGAGGGGUGAGGGGGGUGGGAGUGAGCAUGAAAGUGAGGUGGAGCUUACGAGGGUUGGGGGGAGGUAUGAGAGGGAAUAG